AUGCAGGGCAAGCUCUUUCGGUAUGGACCAGAGGUAGCACACACGGCCUUCAUCUCUGGCUCCGGCCGGCGGCAUGCCAUCCUGGUGGGAGGCUUGUCGGACGGCAUGCUCUUCACUGCAUACUGUACGCCCCUGGCCCGGAGGCUGAAUGCAGCGGGGUGGGCAUGCGUGCAGCCCCUCCUCUCCUCCUCGCUGUCGGGGUGGGGCCUGGCGAGCCUCGACCAGGAUGCAGCGGAGCUCCAUCUGCUGGCUGCAGCCCUGGGGAGGGAGCACGGGGCCGAGGGCGUCGCCAUCCUGGGUCACUCCACGGGGUGCCAGGACGCCGUGCGCUACGCGAGCCUGUAUGCCGGUGGAAAGGACGGCGCGCCGCCCCUGAUGGGCCUGGUCCUCCAGGCCCCCGUCAGCGACCGCGAGUUCCUGGGCAAGCAGCAAAGCACCGCCGCCCUGGCCCAGCGUGCACAGCGCAUGGUGGAGGAGGGGCGGGGCGAGGACCUGCUGGGCAGGGCUGAUGCGCUGGGCGGGACCCCCAUCACCGCCCGGCGCUUUGUGGCGCUGGCGUGCGGGGGUGGCGACGACGACAUGUUCAGCUCGGAUCUGAGCGACGCACAGCUUCGGGAGCUCUUGAAGGGCGCUGCCUCGGUGCCAUCGCUCUUCCUCCUGGGCGCUCAGGACGAAUGCUACCCGGCUGGUUGCGACGUUGAGGGUCUGGGCCGCCGGCUGGUUGCCGCAGCUGGAAGCUCAGCGCAGCUCAAGGUCCUGGAUGGCGACCACUGCCUCAAGGGACUGGAAAACGAAGUUGUGGAGGUGGUAUCUGACUUCCUGCUCAGUCUCCCAAUACAAUGA
This is a messenger RNA of Auxenochlorella protothecoides, 843 nucleotides long. RefSeq names its product UPF0613 protein PB24D3.06c. Lineage: Eukaryota; Viridiplantae; Chlorophyta; Trebouxiophyceae; Chlorellales; Chlorellaceae. The record is from RefSeq and is a predicted model, not a curated record. Bases 1 to 843 code for a protein of 280 amino acids. The transcript is spliced from 4 exons.